UUACUUGUUAAUCUCCCAAACACCCAUACAUUUUUCAUUCAUUCGUAUCCCCCUCCUCCUCACCCUUUGAGUGGAAUUCUCACAUAUCUUAUAUUAUUUCUCUCACCCACCGCCCCAAACGAAACAAAACCCAAGCCACCACCAUCAUCUAUGCCUUCUGAUUAAUAGCCUUCAUCGGAACUUUUGCCGAUCAGCUUAGAGUUUUGGUGGUUAUUCCAUUUUGUUGGAAUAUUGGGGAGUUUUGGGGAGCUAUAUUUAAGUUGUCCGCAAUGCGACGUCAAAGAAAUAUCUUUGAUACCUUUUCUGAAUCCGUUGAUCUUAACCAGGGACCUAGUUUCAAUGGUUUUGAUAUGGGUGAGGCUGAUGAAUGCAACAAUAGAUUGUCUCCUAGUGAAAGACGUAUGUUAAAUAAUGAUCUUUCUGGUGAUAAUCAUAAAUCUCCGAGUUUUAGUAGCUGGGAUGUAGGGGAAUCAAGUUCUAGAGCAAAUGUACAAGACCAAGUAGCUAAUAAUUGGUCUUCUUCAUUUGGUAAUCAUGAUUCGAGAUAUAAAGAUCGAACAUUUGAACUUUCUGUUCCGCCUUUGAAUAUGCAGCAUUCUGGCUCUACUCAUACUCCCAUGGAUGUAGAUUUGAACGUCGAAUAUGGGGGUAAUAGUAGCAAUGAUGGCUCCAGUAGUGUUGAUAUGGAGGCUAGUGCUUCUGGGAUUCCAAAUGAACGGGGGACUGGCAGUUUUUUCAGUUAUGAAGUUCAAUCAUCACCGAUGGUCAAUCGAGAACCGAUAAACCUCGAGAGCUCACAAAGAUAUUUUGAACAAAGGUCGACCAAUUCAAGUCAAAGGUCAAACCAACAACCACCUUUAAUGCAAGUUCCGGGCAUGCCUAGAAACCUACUUCCAUUUCCUUGGAGUGGGAACAUCAAUUCAAGAAAUGGAAGCUCAUCAAGUUCUGGAUUUUCACGAGGGAAUAGGAAUUUGGUGCAAGAUCCAACUAAUUGGAGUUUAUCCACCGGGAGGCCAAGCAUAAAUGUAGCUAAUGCUUCAUCUAGUUCCAGGAACGACACUCUUCGAAUACCUAAUCUAAACGCUACAUCACAUGAUCAGCCAAGAUUGAACGAUCUUCCUUCUUGGACUCUUUUCCCAUCUUCUGAGUCCGACUCUGGAGGUCAUAGAGCUCCUUUUUGCCCUUUCCCCCUGAGCCCUUCCUCUUCCACCUCAGAGGAAAACGUGGAGCCAUCAGCCAGUAAUAGUCAAGGACGUCGUCAUCAACCCCUUUUAAGAUCAUUGGAGGUACCCGAUGAUGAAUGGCGGGUUUUUGCUGGUGAGGGAAGACAUAUGCUGGUAUCUGAGAUGCGUCAGAUUCUGAAUGCAUUGAGAAGAAAUGAAAACUUACGUGCCGAGGAUUACAUGCUUUUUGAUCCAUUUAUAAACGGGGUUGCUGACCUGCAUGACCGACACCGAGAUAUGAGGCUAGACGUUGAUAACAUGUCUUAUGAGGAACUGUUAGCACUGGAAGAACGUAUAGGAGAUGUCAAAACUGGAUUGACUGAGGAAGUCAUCGCGAAGUCAAUGAAACAAAGAAAGCACAUGUUUUUCAUGGCUAUAUCCACACAAAGUUUGGAGCCAUGCUGCAUAUGCCGGGAAGAGUAUGAAAAUGGAGAUGAUAUCGGGACUUUGGAUUGUGGACAUGACUUCCAUACAUGUUGCAUUAAGCAAUGGCUAACAUUGAAGAAUCUUUGUCCCAUUUGCAAGAAGACCGCACUUUCAACUUGAAACCUUGGGGUUCAUAUGUGAAUUUUUGGUGUUUGGCACACAUCAUGUUCUAUGUUUGUUUUUUUUUCAAGUUAAAAAGAGUAAUAAUGAUAUGUUAUAAAAAGAUUUGGUGGUCGAAUGAUUAAUGACUAUAUUUAUGCUUAAUACCCAUUGGAUAAUUAAAAAGACUUGUUAGUUAUC
Molecule: messenger RNA, 1949 nt
Organism: Erigeron canadensis
Lineage: Eukaryota; Viridiplantae; Streptophyta; Magnoliopsida; Asterales; Asteraceae
Product: E3 ubiquitin-protein ligase MBR2-like
Exons: 6
Coding region: 270-1769 (499 amino acids)
Molecular function (GO): ubiquitin protein ligase activity
Source: RefSeq, a predicted model, not a curated record